CUCUGACGGGAGGGUGGGUCGGAGGCCCCAGCCCGGCCAGGUCGCGCCGCGGAGGUCACGCACACCUGCAGGGACCGGGGGCCGCUUCCGCGGCGAAGCCUGUGACUCACCCGCCCGCUCGCAGCGCCGGUCCAGCCCGUCCGCCCCGUCCCUCCCGUCGGCCGAGGCCCGCGCGGCCCGGCCCCCGCCGCGCGCGGAGCAGCCCCCGGGGGCGAGGGGCGGCGCUAAGGGGCGGGGCUGCCGCUUAAAGGGCCCCUGACCGCUGCCCUCAGGCCACUUCCUGGGGGUGGCGAGGACCUCGGCGGCGUCUGCGGCCAGCCGGACGGCGGAACCGCCCGAGUCCCGAGACCCUGCUCGCUCCCGACGGCGUGUCGGGGCCCUCAGCGCCGGCUGCGCGAGCGCCGUCUCCCCGGCGCACGGAACGGCUCGCCCCCGCCCCUCCGCGGCGCCUCCAUCUUCCGGGUCCCGCGCCCCUAGCCCCGCCGCCCUCUGGGCAGGUCCGCGGAACCCGGCGUGGACCCUCCCACCGCGGACGCUCUCUGCUCAGAACCCCAGGAGCCGGGCGCUCCGCGGCCGCCCUGCUCGCCACCGUCACCUGCUGGCUGAGCUCCGGAAGCCACUGGGGGAGUCGCUGACCUCGCCGAGCCGCGGCCGUCUGCGCCGGGAGCCCCGCCCCGCCCCGCCCCGCCCCGCCGCCUUCUGUCCGUCCGCUCUCCCAUCCUUUCGGGGGCUCUGUACCCCAAAGCCCCCAGCUGCCAGCGGAGUAGCUGGGGUGAGCUACAGCCUUCGCUGUCUUGUUCUCCAACGUCGCGGGGCUGAACGCUGCCAUCCAGCUCCUCCCCAAAUCAGGGGAUCCCGCCUUCUCCCUGCCCGUCUCCUGUAAGCCCCCAAAAUUUCCCCCCCUCCCGUGUCCUCCUCACCCCCUUCCUUUGGGGGGCCCGUGACCCUAAAUGUGGGGGGCACACUGUACUCCACUACGCUGGAGACCCUGACGCGCUUCCCAGACUCCAUGCUGGGGGCCAUGUUCAGGGCCGACACCCUCCUGCCAGCCAGCCUCAACCCGCGAGGAGACGGCCACUACUUCAUAGACAGGGAUGGCAAGGCUUUCCGGCACGUCCUCAAUUUCCUGCGGCUGGGCCGGCUGGACCUGCCCAGGGGGUACGGGGAAACCGCACUUCUCAAAGCCGAGGCCGACUUCUACCAGAUCCGGCCCCUCCUGGACGCCCUGCGGGAGCUGGAGGCCUCCCGGGGCCCGCCUGCACCCACGGCCGCCCUGCUCCACGCGGAUGUGGACGUCAGCCCCCGCCGGGUGCACUUCUCAGCCCGAAGGGGCCCCCACCACUACGAGCUGAGCUCCGUGCGCGUGGACACCUUCCGAGCCAACCUCUUCUGCACGGACGCCGAGUGUCUGGGCGCCAUGCGAGACCGCUUUGGCGUGGCCAGUGGGGACCGGGCAGAGGGGGGCCCGCAUUUCCGUCUGGAGUGGGCCUCCCGCCCCCAGGAACUCCCUGAAGCCGAGUAUGAGAGACUGGGGCUGCGACCUCUGUGGACCGGCGGGCCGGAAGGUCGCCGCGAGGUGGUGAGCGCGCCUGCCUUCCUGGAGGAGGUGCUGCGCGUGGCCCUGGAACACGGCUUCCGCCUGGACUCUGUCUUCCCAGACCCCGAAGACCUUCUCAACUCCAGGUCUCUGCGCUUUGUCCGCCACUGAGGACGCUUCAUUGCCCUUCACUUGACUGCGGAGAGGGUGGGAACACCUCUCCCCAAACCUCUUUCUGGUCCUGGGGUAGGGGCUGUGAGAGUCAGGGUCCCAGCACACCUGACUGGACCUUAAGAUGUCGGCUGGGACUCCCCAAUCUGGCGGCCUCCACCCCGGGGACUCACCAAUGAUCCAGACCUACACUGGGGCUUAUCCUGGGAAAGCAUCGUGGCUUCUCUAGCUUGUGCGUGCUUGAGGAUGAGGCCUCAGUGUUUGCCCAGGCUAGACCGAGCAGAACUCUGGAGGGAUGAACACGAGGGUGAAGGACAUUGAAUUACCAAAUGUGACCUCUCCCCUAGAUGGUGCCUUCCCCUGCUGGAGCUGGCAUCUUAUCCGACUGUGACCAUUAGGAGGCCAGGGCACGCUGGGAGGUGCCUUUACCGUGUCCCAAGCCGCCUACUGUUGGGAGAGUGAAAGGAGACGCCUAUCCUAGGCUGAUAGGAGCUAGGAGAGCAGCAGUUUGGGGGCUAGCGCCCCCUUCUGGAAUGCCAAGUGUUCUAGAGGAGGCUGUGCAGGUGGAGCUUGGGCCUGGGGAAGAUGGUGGCAUUUUCACGUGUGUGUGUGUGUGUGUGUGUGUGUGUGUGUGUGCAUGCCAGCUGACGUGGCUGGCACCUUGGUUCAUUAGCGUUGCUGACUCCUGUGUUUAUGUGAUGCUCCUGUGAUCUUGGCGUGUCCGGGCCUGUUUGGAGUUGCUUAGCAACUCUUUGGGCUCAGGUAUAUCUGUGGUAUGUGUGAGAGCAGAUUGAGAUUUAGUUUAAUCAUAGGGUGUGUGUGUGUUUGCGUGUGUGUGUGUGUGUGUGUGCGCCCGUGUGCCCUCACCGCCACGUAGGCAGGAAGGCCUUGUCCGAGUUCAUGUCACUAGGCUCUUCCUAUGCGAGUGAAGCACGCUGGGCUUAGCUGGCCCCGGAGACCUCUCCGAGCUCUCGGUUGCUGAGACAACCAUGAGCCUGUUGCUAGGAAAUAGCUGAGGAAGGCCUAGCGCUGUCCUGGGCAGAGAGGAGGUGGAGAGGCUUGGGCGAGCGGGGGAGGACAUGGGAAGGGGCAGCAUUUCUUCAUCCCGGGCGGAGGAAUGCACGUGUCUGCACUGGGCGGAGCCGUUCAUCGGUCACUGGGACUUAAAGGAGGAAAAUAAAACUGCUUUCAGACCCACAGAA
Molecule: messenger RNA, 2910 nt
Organism: Meriones unguiculatus (Mongolian gerbil)
Lineage: Eukaryota; Metazoa; Chordata; Mammalia; Rodentia; Muridae
Gene: Kctd11
Product: potassium channel tetramerization domain containing 11
Exons: 1
Coding region: 1010-1708 (232 amino acids)
Biological process (GO): positive regulation of neuron differentiation; protein homooligomerization
Source: RefSeq, a predicted model, not a curated record